AGACUAGAGGAAACCGUAGAGAGACGCUGUGUUUUGUGAGGGACACGUCUGUAGCGAGGAGCAUCUUAUUAAUGAAAACUAUGCUUUUUGUUUAAAUCGAACAUAUUGCCAAGUUUUCUUUUUUUUUUUAAGWGAGAGUUCGGAGUUGAGAGAAACCCCGCCCCUCAGGCACAGCUGCUUUAUCCGAGCUGAAAACCUUGGGAGGAAGAAGAGCUCAUCAUGUCUGGCGAAGAGGCUCCGACCCAGCAGCGGGAAGAACCCGAGCAGCAGGUGAAGAAGGCCGAAGAGCCGAAGCCUGAGCCGGAGAGCCCCGCCGCCGUGAAGCCGGAGGAGAAGAUGGAGGAGGAGGAGGAGAAAGCCCUCUCCUCCCGGGCUCUGGUGCUGACCGGAUACGGGGGCUACGAGAAAAUCAAACUGCAGGUGAAGACCAUGAAGGCGCCUCAGCUGCGGUCCGGAGAGGUGCUGGUUCGGGUCAAGGCGUGCGGGCUGAACUUCGCCGAGCUGCUGGGCAAACAGGGGCUGUACGAGCUGCUGCCCGCCCCGCCCGUCAUCAUGGGCAUGGAGGGCUCCGGGGUCGUGGAGGCGGCGGCGGAGGACGUGAAGGACAGGAAAGUGGGAGAUCGUGUGAUCGCGAUGAACCGCUGCGAGAUGUGGCAGGAGCUGGUCGUCGUACCCGCCAAGCGCACCUACCUCAUGCCUGAAGAAAUGAGUUUCGAGGAAGCCGCCGCUCUCCCUGUGAACUACAUGACGGCUUACAUGAUGCUGUUUGAGAUGGCCAACCUCCGGCCGGGGAAAAGUGUCCUCAUUCACAUGGCUGCGGGUGGCGUGGGCAUUGCUGCGACCCAGCUGUGUCAGACCGUGCAGGAUGUGACCGUCUUCGGCACCGCCUCGGCUUCCAAACACGAGACCAUCAGCCAAGGUGGGGUAACUCACCCCAUCGACUAYCGGACCAAAGACUACGUGACCGAAAUACGCAAAAUCAGCCCAAAUGGCGUUGAUAUCGUCCUGGACCCGCUUGGUGGUUCUGACACCCAAAAAGGCUUUAGUUUGCUAAAACCUUUGGGGAUGCUAAUAGCCUUUGGUGCAGCCAACUGUGUCACGGGUCAGAAGAAGAACCUGCUGGCCAUGGCGAAGACCUGGUACCACCAGCUUUCUCUCAACACCCUGAAACUGAUGCAGAGCAACAAGGCCAUCUCCGGCUUCCACCUAGGCUACAUCACCGACGAGGAGCUCUUUGACAGGACUGUUUUGAAGCUGCUGGAGCUCUACAGGCAGGGGAAGAUCAAGCCGCGCAUCGACUCCUGCUAUCACUUCGAGGAGGUGGCUGAAGCCAUGAAGCGCAUGCAYGAGCGCCAAAACAUUGGGAAAGUCAUCCUCCUCCCUGAACCCAAGAAGAGCGAAGAAAAACCAAAGUCCAACGCAGACGCUGCUGAAAAUGUGGAAAAAAACCAAGCUGUGGCCGGCGAGAAGAAAGACGAGGCCGUAGAGGAAGUUAAAGCAGAAAAGGAUUGAGCGAGAGAGAGUUUAUGUCAAUUAUGUUGUCAACACUUCUCCAACACUUUGGUCAAAUUUGGUCAACAGGAGGAGGGGAAAAAAAAGCAAGAGGCCAUAAAGUCUGUGAUUGUUGUCAGUAUUCAAGUGUUUGUUUUGUUGUGCAAUAUGUCAAUAGUGUCGUGUCUUUUUGGGAACACUUUUUUUUUUUUAAAUAAAGAUUCACUUUUUUCAGAUA
Molecule: messenger RNA, 1729 nt
Organism: Austrofundulus limnaeus
Lineage: Eukaryota; Metazoa; Chordata; Actinopteri; Cyprinodontiformes; Rivulidae
Product: synaptic vesicle membrane protein VAT-1 homolog
Exons: 6
Coding region: 220-1512 (430 amino acids)
Biological process (GO): negative regulation of mitochondrial fusion
Cellular component (GO): mitochondrial outer membrane
Molecular function (GO): oxidoreductase activity
Source: RefSeq, a predicted model, not a curated record